This is a messenger RNA of Momordica charantia (bitter melon), 1266 nucleotides long. RefSeq lists its product as uncharacterized. The record is from RefSeq and is a predicted model, not a curated record. Lineage: Eukaryota; Viridiplantae; Streptophyta; Magnoliopsida; Cucurbitales; Cucurbitaceae.
AUGAGUGGGAAUGCACCUUGUCAAAUAGUUGAAGAAGCUGUUUCACAUCUGAUGCAGAAUAUCAUAAUUGCCAAUAAGUCCGACUACGUAUGUGAAAUUGCUGUUAAGGGUAUUUUCCGUUCGAAGGAAAAACUACGCUUCAAGCUGUCUGUGUUAGCUAUGAAGCCGAAUUUCGAAUUUAAGGUUAAAAAAUCGACGAAGACAUUGUACACCGUUGGAUGUACCAAGCAAGGUUGCAAAUGGGGUUUGCGUGUGAAGAGUAUCCGAGAAGGUGACUCAUUCAUCAUUUCAAAGUUUAAUGAUGUUCACAAGUGCAAACGUGACGUAUUGAACCAUGACCACAGACAAGCUCAGAGUUGGGUGGUUGGUCAGUUAUUGAAGUCCAAUCUGGAGGAUGUCAGCCGUCAGUACAGACCUAAGGACAUUAUUAAUGACAUGCGAAAGAACUAUGGGGUGAACAUUAGAUAUGAAAAGGCGUGGCGUGCCAAAAAUGUAUGCUUGAAUCUGCUUAUGGGGUCACCUAAGCAUUCAUAUACUUUGUUACGCAAAUAUGGUGAAGCAUUGAAGGUUGUUAACGCAAGCAUUAUUUUUGAAGUGGAGCUGGAGGAAGAUAAGUAUUUUAAUUACGCAUUCAUGGCCCUCGGUUGCUGUAUUAGAGGGUUCUCCAGUUGUAUCCGCCCAGUUCUGGUGAUAGAUGAUGCACAUCUCAAGGGUAAAUAUAGAGGUGUUAUUCAUAUUGUUUUUUCUGUUGAUGACAACAAUCAAAUAUAUCCUAUUGCCUUUGGAAUUGUCGAUCGAGAGAGUGAUCAAUCCUGGACUUGGUUUCUGAACAUGGUGAAGACAUGUAUUGGAGAGGUGGAUGGGUUAUUAUUCGUAUCUGAUCAACAUGUGUGCAUUACGAAAUCUGUUAGACAGGUCUUUCCACAAGCGGCUCAUGGAAUAUGCAUGCAGCACUUGUCUACGAACCUGAAGGACAAGUUCAAGGACGAUGCCAUGCAAGAAAUGUUUAUAUUAGCAGYAAAGGCCUGCAGGAAAUUAGAGUUCAGAUACUAUUUUUCCCAACUAGCAGGGUUUCCAAAGGUCCAGCGAUACUUGGAAGGAAUUGGUUUUGAAAAAUGGACUUGUGCAUUUCAACCGGGUUUGAGGUAUGACCAAAUGACAUCUAAUAUUGCGGAGUCUAUGAAUGCAGUCCUUGUCCAUGCACGUUAUUUGCCAGUCACUACACUUCUGGAACAUGCUCGUGCACUCUUACAAUGCUGGUUUUAG